Periophthalmus magnuspinnatus is the source of this 1103-nucleotide messenger RNA. It is a transcript of the gene cysltr3, whose product is annotated as cysteinyl leukotriene receptor 3. The coding region runs from base 69 to 1103 and encodes 344 amino acids. The transcript is spliced from 5 exons. The record is from RefSeq and is a predicted model, not a curated record. Gene Ontology annotation, cellular component: plasma membrane. Lineage: Eukaryota; Metazoa; Chordata; Actinopteri; Gobiiformes; Gobiidae. Gene Ontology annotation, molecular function: G protein-coupled receptor activity. Gene Ontology annotation, biological process: G protein-coupled receptor signaling pathway.
GUCCCAGUGCACGCGCUCUGACGCACUCAGGACGCACCAGGAAAGAUGCGCGAGACUGAAGAGACACGAUGAACGGACAUCUGGGUUUGGUUUUGAACGAGUCCUCGGCUUCAAAUCUGUCCCGCUGUUUCCACGACGACAACUGGUUCAAAUAUCGAGCCUACACCUUCACCUACGUCCUGCUGUUCCCCGUCGCCUUCAUCACCAACCUGUGUGCAGUGACCGUGUUCACCCUGCAGAGGAAACAGAGGACCGCACCGUCGUCUGUGGUGAUGAUGAACUUGGCGGUCUCAGACUUGUGCUUCUCGCUGACGCUGCCUCUCAGACUGGUCUACUACUUCAGGCAGGGCAUCUGGGACUAUCCCGACUGGCUCUGCCGCCUCUGUGUCUACGGCUUCUACCUCAACCUCUACACCAGUAUCCUGUUCUUGACUCUACUGAGCGUGCUCCGUUGGCUCGCUGUGGCACAACCAUUACGUCAUCACACACUGGCCACACCCACUCGCAUCCUAUUGGUCUGUCUGGGCAUCUGGGUGUUUGUGGGCGGGGCCUCGUCCUUCUUCCUGGCUCAGGGUGUGGUGCACAGGGGCGGAGUCCCGCGCUGCUUCGAGCCGCAAAAACCAUCAACCUGGUACUUGGUCCUGGUCCUGAACUACGUGGCUCUGCUGUUCGGGUUCCUCGUCCCAUUUAGCGUCAUCGUUUGCAGCUACGGCUUCAUCGUGCGGCGCCUCACCUCUCGCCCCGCCUCCUUCUCCGAGAGACUCAAGCCCCACCCCCCUGCGCCGCGUCGGGGCAGUGGCGGCGGGGGCGGCGAGUGCGGCAGACGUAGGUCCCUGUCGCUGGUCUCCGCGGUCAUCGUCACUUUCCUGCUGUGUUUCCUGCCGUACCACGCGGCUCGCUCGCUCCACCUCCACGCCGUGUGCGGGGGGUGGGGCUGUCGGGCCGUGGUCACGCUCCAGAGGCUGGUCGUGGUCACGCUCUGCCUGGCGGCGUCCAACAGCGUCAUCAACCCUCUGCUCUACUACUACUGCACCCAGAGCUUCAGGGACCAGCUGAGCCGGGCCGGGUCCAGGAUCAGCGCCCGCUCACGCUCCCUGCACUGA